AUGUUGAGACCAGACCCUGAGCACGUCGACCUCUUGAUCCUGGGUGCGGGUUGGACAUCGACCUUCUUAAUUCCGUUGCUUGAGAAACAUGGCAUCCAAUACGCAGCUACUACCUCAGACGGACGCAACGGCACGAUACCCUUUCGCUACGAGCCAGAGUCGGAAGACGAAGGUCAAUUCAGAAGACUCCCAGCAGCAGCCACCGUCUUGAUCACGUUUCCUCUGAAGGGUAGAGGUCAGUCUAGCCACUUAACAAAAUUUUACGGGAAGACUCAUGCUGGCGCCAACCCGAACUACAUCCAGUUGGGUGCGACAAGUAUCUGGAAGGGUGAAAGCUGGCAGGACGAGAACUCGCCCUACGAUGCGGCAAACCCGCGCGCCAUUGCCGAGGACGAGCUAAUGGCCGUUGCUCGUGGUGCUGUUUUGGACCUUGCGGGGCUGUACGGGGGUGCUCGGCAACCUCGUAAUUGGGUCGAUCGCGUGGUCAAGUCAAAGGCAGAGUUGAAGGCAAAGGGUGCUCUUCACCUCAUCCACGGCAAAGACGUCUCAAGAGCAAUCAUAGCUCUGCACCGAAGCUUUACCCCCGGAAAGCGAUGGCUGCUGUGUGACUUGCAUACCUAUGAUUGGUGGGACUUGGUUCAAGAUUGGGCGAUCCAGGUUGUGCGCGAUGCCGAGGAGAAUCCAGCUCAGUUUGAGGAAAGUCAAGUUGCGCGACAGAAAGAGUUGCUGAGCUGGGUAGGCGAGCUGAUGGAAGAGGAGGGAGUUCGCGCGCUUCCACGAGAUACGCCUCUUCUUGGCCGAGUGCUGGAUGGAAGAGCAUUCUGGAAGCAUGUGGGACUCUGGCCGAGUCAAGGUCGAGUUGGCUAG
Messenger RNA from Neoarthrinium moseri, 867 nucleotides. RefSeq lists its product as uncharacterized. Bases 1 to 867 code for a protein of 288 amino acids. The record is from RefSeq and is a predicted model, not a curated record. The transcript has a single exon. Lineage: Eukaryota; Fungi; Ascomycota; Sordariomycetes; Amphisphaeriales; Apiosporaceae.